UGUGGUUGGCUCGCCACAGAAAGGCGGUGAUCCAAGGAGGCUAUACAUUCCUCUAUAACGCCGUGGACCCCUCUGUCCCGGGAUAGAUCUCAGGUGGAUCCUCGUUGGUGAGUUCAUGUUGAGUGUGUCCGGGGCUGUUUUCUGUUGAACGUCGGUGAAGUGGCCACAGACCGUCUGCAAUGGGACGCGGAGAUUGAGCGCUACCUGCGUACCUGCUGAGAGUACGUACGGCGGACUACAACUGAAGCCGUGUACACGAUGGCGAGCUGCUGGACAUGGUGCCGCAACACCUGUGUGUGCUGUUUGUCCGAGGAAGAAAAGGAGAUUGUUAAGAACCACAAGAAGAUCCAGAAGGAGCUCGACAAACAGAAGAAGAAAGAAAGAAAAGAAAUCAAAAUCCUGCUGUUAGGAACUGGGGAGAGUGGCAAAACUACUUUUAUCAGACAGAUGCGUAUCAUCCAUGGCAAAGGCUUCUCUGAAGUGGACAGAAAGACUUUUGCUAAAUGUAUAUUUCAGAACAUCUUCACAGCCGUCCAAGCCAUGACAGCUGCAAUGACAACACUCAAAAUCCCCUACUCCAACCCAGAGAAUGAGAUCUAUGCCAAGUGGCUGCAGGAGAUAAACACAGUGCAGAUUACUCAGUUAGAGCGAGGAUACGUGGAUGCCAUCAGACGCCUGUGGGCGGACUCAGGCAUCAGAGUUUGCUACAGUCGCCGGUGCGAGUACCAGCUCCUCGACUCCACCGAGUACUAUCUGAGCAACUUGGACCGCAUUGCUUCCCCAGACUACAUACCCACAGAACAAGACGUGCUGCGAGUUCGAUUCCCAACAACAGGCAUCCAUGACUACUCCUUCACCAUCAAAAACAUCACUCUAAGGAUUGUAGAUGUUGGCGGUCAGAAGUCAGAGCGUCGCAAAUGGAUUCACUGUUUCGAAAAUGUCACUUCUCUCAUUUUUCUGGCAUCCCUCAGCGAGUAUGAUCAAGUUCUGGAGGAAAGAGAAACAAUUAACCGCAUGAAUGAGAGCCUGUCUCUGUUCUACAUCACCAUCCACUCACCCUGGUUCCUCACCACCUCCAUCAUACUUUUCCUCAACAAGACUGACAUCUUAGCUGACAAAAUACAGACUUCUGACUUGAAGAGAUACUUCCCCAGCUUCCCUGGUCAGAGGCAGAACGUGAAGGAUGCACAGAUGUUUAUCCGCCGGAUGUAUGAGGAGAGGUCUGUCAACAAGACUCUGUAUCCACACUUCACCUGCGCCACUGACACGAACAAUAUCAGGAAGGUCUUUGAUGACGUUAAAGACACGGUUCUGCUCAAGUCACUGGGAGAUUAUGGCAUUCUAUGAGUAACCACCAGUCCACCGUUGUGAUCAAGCAAAAAUUAAGUCUUAUUUUUAUAAAACAUGAAGGAUUUUAUGAGCCUCACUGAUGUUUCUCUUUUCCAUUUUGACAUGAGAAAAUCUGAAGACUCAAUCUUAAAGCACCAUCUUGGAGGAGAUUACAAUAGUGUUUACUGCCCACAAGCAUCAGAGGAAGCAGUCAACACAUCCGGAUACAUCCUUUUAUUACUGCCAGAAGCUUUUUCUGCCUUUAUUUUUUAUGGAUUGACUGAACUAAGCUACACACACACAAACAGCCAAUAAGAAUGCUUUACACUUACAAGAAGAGACCUUAAUUUCAUUCACAAAAACACACAUUUCCUCUCUGAAUGCUUCAUAGAGCUACAUGUGUUGUGUAUUGGUUUAUUAUAAAGAUACAUUUUAUAUAAACAAUACCCGGGUGUCUUUGUGUUCCUGAAGCAGCUUGUGGAACUGUCUUGGAUGCACAUCCAAGCCCUGCACCCCAGCAUCAGAGACUGGGCUAUUGUACUUUCUUUUGUUAUAGAAUAAUUAAAAUUUUCAGUAUGUUCUGAUGA
Molecule: messenger RNA, 1916 nt
Organism: Boleophthalmus pectinirostris (great blue-spotted mudskipper)
Lineage: Eukaryota; Metazoa; Chordata; Actinopteri; Gobiiformes; Gobiidae
Product: guanine nucleotide-binding protein subunit alpha-11-like
Exons: 8
Coding region: 259-1347 (362 amino acids)
Biological process (GO): phospholipase C-activating dopamine receptor signaling pathway; adenylate cyclase-modulating G protein-coupled receptor signaling pathway; action potential
Cellular component (GO): heterotrimeric G-protein complex
Molecular function (GO): guanyl nucleotide binding; GTPase activity; G-protein beta/gamma-subunit complex binding
Source: RefSeq, a predicted model, not a curated record